This is a messenger RNA of Klebsormidium nitens, 1892 nucleotides long. The record is from the annotation of a GenBank genome assembly. Lineage: Eukaryota; Viridiplantae; Streptophyta; Klebsormidiophyceae; Klebsormidiales; Klebsormidiaceae.
AGGUCAAGUUGAAUUCCUGCACUGCAUUGAUCAGUGCAUGGCCUUCUUAUUCUCCUGGUGGUACGUCUGCUUGUUGUACCUUCCGCUCUUCAUCUUCAAGGGGCUCUGUUGGAAGCUCUGCAGCUGCUAGGAAUGGUGCCCCUUCUGUACAUUCUCCAAAGAGUGGUUUGCCAUGAUUCCAACGACAGUUGUCCUGGCUGCAGUCGGUAUCGUGCAUGCUCCAGCUGCUGUUUUGUGGAUCCUUUCCGCUGUGCACAUGGCUCAAGGGCUGCCUAGUCCAGCUUCUGCAAAGCAAAAAGUACAUGCUGGCAGCUCAUUACAUUCUUGACUAGAGGGAGCUCUACAGGAAGCUCUCAGCUGAGAUGCGGUCUCUCACGCUGUUCUUUGUGCUAGCUGUGAUCUUCUUUGGUGGAAGACUCUUGCUUCUGGCCUGGUCAAGAGAUUGUCGAGGCGAUGAGUUUGCAAGAAAGUGGGGCCCAGAUGGGGUUAGAAAUUCUGGCCAACCUUUGCGAGAAGGCAAUGGCCACUUUGGAGAUUCCGUACUCAGCGUCGAAAAUGAAGAGGAAAGACCAAACCUCCUGCUGGUCACAGCGGUAGACACCGCACAUUGCGAGACGUAUAGAGGGUCUGAAUUCACUUUAAAGGCGCUACAAAACAAGAUUGACUAUGCCAGGUUGCAUAAUUACAGCUUGUGGAAUAGUGUUGAAAUGCUCGAUUCUAAGUUCGAUAAUUGGUGGGUAAAGAUCAUCCUGCUGAAGAAACUGAUGCUCGCCAACCCCAGCAUGGAGUGGUUUCUGUGGAUCGACACGGACGUCCUUAUAACGGACAUGAGCAUGCGGAUACCGUUGGAGAAAUAUGAAGGUUACGACUUCGUCUUACACGGGGAUAGAAUACGGGUUUUCGAGGAGCCGCAUUGGCUCGGCUUGAACACGGGCGUUUUUCUGCUCCGCAACACGGAGUGGUCGCUCGAGUUUCUGGACGCGUUGCUCGCGACCGGGGAGGCGGGAGAGGUCCGCGACUCCUUCGGGCGACUGCUCAACGAGAAGUUGAAGGGACGGAAGGAGGCUGCUCAGGAUUUUCCGGCGGACGACCAGAGCAGCACCGUCUACCUGCUGUCCACCUUCCCGGAGAAGUGGGCGACGAAGACCUACAUAGACGAGGAGUUUAUUUUUAACACCUGGUUCAUUGACGUCCUCAAAAGGCUAGACCAGAUAGGAGGGGGCAGCAGCGGCGAGAAACUCCCGUUCACGUGCCACUUCAACGGGUGCAAGUUUUGCCAUGGGCACGGGGAUGCGGGGCGCGAGGCCGCGUGCGUCGAUAACUUCGACCGGGUUUACCACUACGCCAAUGACCAGGUACUGAAGAGCCUUGGGCUAAAGCACAAGGUUCUAGGCAGCCCCGAAAUCGUGGAGAUUUGAGAUUAGCUGGUCGCUUGCCCGACGAUCUGGUUGGGAGUGUCAUAGUGCGAUUUGAAUUUUGUAAACAAGGUCCUGUCAAAGCCAAGCAAUGACCAGGCGAGAUGAAGUUAUCACGCGCGUACAUAUGAACUUCCAAGGCCUUUGAUACAGGCCAAUGUUGAAUCGGAGUACUGUUAGCACUCAGUGCAUUCAGAGCAACGCAAACUAGAGCGAUCGCCUAAAAGGCAAGAGCUUUGACUGAGUUAAGAUGAAGCAACUGACACGCAAAAAGAUAGCCUUGAGCUUGCGGCGAAGGUCAAUCUGGUUGAAUCGGUUUAGCGAAGCGUUCAAGAGUCUAUUUGUAUGAGCUUUUCGGAUGAUCUUUCCUCAGGAGACAGUGCUAUCGAUCAUGCCUUUCUGAUAAUCAAGGUAUUUUUCAAGGUACUGUUAAGGACUCACGGCUAUAGCUGCCUUCAUAAACGUCUUGGAUCUCCA